Molecule: messenger RNA, 1945 nt
Organism: Aspergillus homomorphus CBS 101889
Lineage: Eukaryota; Fungi; Ascomycota; Eurotiomycetes; Eurotiales; Aspergillaceae
Product: sugar porter family MFS transporter
Exons: 5
Coding region: 169-1710 (513 amino acids)
Biological process (GO): carbohydrate transport; transmembrane transport
Cellular component (GO): membrane
Molecular function (GO): carbohydrate:proton symporter activity
Source: RefSeq, a predicted model, not a curated record
UGAUAGGCAAGCCGUCCAUCAGACUCCGUCGUUGGUGGAUCCCAUUCCUUCUCGCCUUCGGGAUAAUGCUAGGCGAACUUCCUACGAUGUUGCUGCCAAGACGCUGGCUGAGCCCCUCUAGUUGUCCAGACAUCGAGCCUAAGCCUCUGUCCUUCAUCUCAUUUCGAUAUGCGGCUUUGGAAACACGACUUUCGGGGCAGGACCCUGAUCUUUGCCAUCACUGCUGCAUCAUGCCAGGCCUUCUUACUACUGGGAUAUGACCAGGGCGUCAUGUCUGGGAUCGUCGGAGCCGACAACCGCUUUGCCAAGGACUUCAACAACCCCGAUGCUGCGAUGCAAGGCGACAUCACCGGGUUAUACGAUAUCGGCUGCGUGGUUGGGUCCAUUGUCUGCUAUUUUGUCGGCGAGAGAUACGGGCGCCGCACUAUGCUCUUGACUGGUGGAACCAUCAUGAUCAUUGGGUCUGCCAUUCUUGCCUCAUCAUACUCCAUCGCACAGUUGCUCGUUGGCCGGAUUGUCACAGGCAUUGGCAAUGGCAUGAAUUCAUCCACGGCACCCGUCUUUCAGAGUGAAUGCUCACCUGCAUCUUAUCGAGGUGCUCUGUUGACUCUUCAGGGCACUGUCACUAUCUUGGGUGUUGUCAUUGCAUACUGGCUCGACUACGGCACCAGCUUCUAUACCUCUGAUUUCGAAUGGCGUUUCCCUCUCGCUUUCCAAUCCGUCUUCGCUCUUUGCCUCAUCCUCCAGAUCAUCGGUCUUCCUGAAACCCCUCGUUGGCUGGUCCAACACGAUCGACACGAAGAAGCCCGUGCCGUCAUUGCCGCCAUUCAGGACACCCAUAUCAACGAUCCCGCCGUCACCAAAACCAUCCUCGAUAUCCAAGUCGCCCUCGAUGAAGAACAACGGGAAGGCCCUUUCCGCUUCGCGGAGCUCUUCUCGUGGGGCGAAGUGCAGAACCUCCGUCGUCUUCUGAUCACUAUCUCGAUCGAGCUGGGCCAACAGUUCACCGGGUCAAACAUGAUCAACUACUACGGUCCGGUCCUUUUCCAAACCACCAUGGGCAUGAGCCGUAACCUCUCUAUGCUCCUGGGUGGCGGCAUGCAGUGCACCUACCUCGUCGGGUCUGCGAUUCCUGUGUUUCUCAUGGAUCGAUUUGGACGCCGCACACUGUUGAUGGUCUGUUCCGCAGGGCUGUGUCUGUGUUUCGUGAUGGUCACAAUCCUGCUGUCGCUUGACCGCACGGACUGCGCGUACGGUGCGACCGCGUUCAUCUUCAUUUUCCAAAUCUUCUACGGAAUCGGCUGGUUACCGGUCCCGUGGUUCUAUCCAUCUGAGAUCAACACGACGCGGGUCCGGACGCGGAUGUCGGCGAUCGCAUCCGGGUGGAACUGGAUGGCUGUGUUCGCGGUGGUGAAGAUCACCCCCAUCGCCUUUGCAAAUAUCGGCUGGAAGACCUUCAUCAUCUUCGCGGUGCUCAACGCCGUCUUCAUCCCGAUGGUCUACUUCUUCUAUCCCGAGACGAAAGGCCUGGAGCUGGAGGACAUCCCGCUGCUCUUCGCCAAGGGCGGGGUCACAGGCGGCGUGUUCAGCGCCAAGGGCGGGCGGACGGUCAUGCCGGGACAGCACGCGCAGGAAGCCCACGUGGAGCGCAAAUUGGAGACGGACGUGCAGCAGGUCGAGAACAUCGACCAGAUCCCGAUCCAAGCGUGAGUGUGUACACAUACAGAACAGCAGCCAAGGCUAGAAUUAGAGCUAGAGAAUAGAACCUCACCCCUACAUGAAAACAGUACAUAUACAAUCCAUUCUGGUUAGCAUCGCAAACAUAAACACAAACUCACUCAUAAAAAGUCAUCAACAGCACCCAUCCUCCCUCAGAAGCCCUCUCAUGACAGGAAAGUAGAAUCAUCACAUCUCAUCGAUCCUCGGCUCCUCCCUCUCGGCAAAC